Rotaria sp. Silwood2 is the source of this 570-nucleotide messenger RNA. NCBI's taxonomy places the organism in Eukaryota, Metazoa, Rotifera, Eurotatoria, Philodinida, Philodinidae. The record is from the annotation of a GenBank genome assembly.
AUGACUGAAACAAAAUUAACUGGUGAAGUAAGCAAAGUUGAUCGAUCAGUUGAUCGAUUAAAAACAUGUCCAUUAUUAUUACGUGUAUUUUGCAAUAAAAAUCGUCAUCAUUUAGCUAGGGAAUAUGAACAUGAACAUACACCAGAAAAUGAACUUCAAAUUUAUACAUGGAUGGAUGCAACAUUAGGAGAAUUAACAAAAUUAAUUAAAGAAGUUAAUCCAGAUGCACGUCGUCGUGGUACACAAUUUUCAUUUUCAAUUGUUUCAGCUGAUGAUUCACAUAAUCGUUAUUAUCUUACGGAUAUUGGAAAAACUGAAAAUAGUCCACGAAGUACAGAUGAUAAAAUACAAUUAAGAAGUACACGUUUUCGAAUAGGUGAUUAUCUUGAUGUUGCUAUUAUUCAAAAGAGACAAGAACAAGCAACAUCAAAUCCACGACGUGAUCGACCUAUUCAACAAUCAUCGGAUGAUAAUAAUAAUAAACGACGUAGUGGUCCUAUUAAUGAAAGAAAUGGUGGUGGACCUGUUCGAUCGGCUCCACGAAAUGAUCAUCGUGAUCGUCCUUAUUAA